Eurypyga helias (sunbittern) is the source of this 477-nucleotide messenger RNA. RefSeq names its product transcription factor MafA-like. Gene Ontology annotation, biological process: regulation of transcription by RNA polymerase II; retinal rod cell development. Gene Ontology annotation, cellular component: nucleus. The record is from RefSeq and is a predicted model, not a curated record. The transcript has 2 exons. The annotation marks the transcript as partial. Lineage: Eukaryota; Metazoa; Chordata; Aves; Eurypygiformes; Eurypygidae. Gene Ontology annotation, molecular function: RNA polymerase II cis-regulatory region sequence-specific DNA binding; DNA-binding transcription factor activity, RNA polymerase II-specific.
AUGGCCUCGGAGCUGGCCAUGAGCGCGGAGCUGCCCACCAGCCCCCUCGCCAUCGAGUACGUGAACGAUUUCGACCUGAUGAAGUUUGAGGUGAAGAAAGAACCGGCGGAGGCGGAGCGGCUGUGGCACCGGCUGGCCGCCGGGUGUUCCGAGCCUUUCCGCCCUCAGCCUUUCGGUGGCGAGGAGUUGCCACCGGCUGCCCAUCAUCAUCCCGGUCAUCACCAUCAUCACCAUCACCAUCUGCGCUUGGAGGACCGCUUCUCCGACGAUCAGUUGGUGAGUAUGUCGGUACGGGAGCUGAACCGGCAGCUGAGGGGCUUCAGCAAGGAGGAGGUGAUCCGCCUCAAGCAGAAGAGGAGGACCUUGAAGAACCGAGGCUACGCUCAGUCUUGCCGUUACAAGCGGGUCCAGCAACGGCACAUCUUGGAGAACGAGAAAUGCCAACUCCAGAGCCAGGUGGAGCAGCUCAAGCAGGAG